Messenger RNA from Cladocopium goreaui, 438 nucleotides. The record is from the annotation of a GenBank genome assembly. NCBI's taxonomy places the organism in Eukaryota, Dinophyceae, Suessiales, Symbiodiniaceae.
UCCCUCCAUCCCUCGAUCGCCAUGGAACCUGAGAGCUCUGCACCGUUUCCGUCGACAUGGCAGGACGUAGCGCAGGAGCGACCCAUGGAAUCCAGCAAGGACACUUCUUCGGUGGCGGAGCAGUUGGUGGAUAGGUUCGAGCAGAUGCUGGCGCUCCGCGACCGGGAGCUCUUCCGGCGCUUGGAAGAGACCAUGGGGCGCAUGACCACAAAGGCCGUGCCCCUGGGCCCGGUGCCCGGCCUGCCGGCCUCUCCGCGCGUGACCAGCAUCACCUGGGCAAGCGGGGACAGUACUGCCGGGACGGUGCCGGCCACCAGCACCCAGACACGCGGCACAGCACAGUCGCGCUGCGCGAGCCGGGCAGCGGUGGAGAUGAAACUGCGAGAGCUCUGUGAGAUGAGCAAAGCGGCCGAGAGCGUCUACAACGUGAUCCCCGUU